CACAUGGGCACGCACACACACACACACACACACACACACACACACUCAUACUGGCUCGCACCCCCGCGCACACAAAUACUGGACCGCGUCCACAGACUUGGGCACGCACACACACACACACACAUAUGCACACAUCCACACAGAGGCACAAAGACACACACACACACACACACACACACACACACACACACACAUGGGAAUGCAUCCACACAUACAGGCACGCAGACACGCACAGAGACACAUCGGCACGCACACACGAAUGCAGGCAUACAGAAAGACACACACACAUGGGCUCGGGCCGGUAUACACUGGCACACAGGCACACACACACACACAUGGGCACGCAUCCAGGCACACAGACACACAGGCACACACACACACACACACACACACACACACACACACACACACACACACACACACACACACACACACACACACACACACACACACACAAUUCCUGCCCAGUCUCAGCUGUUUGUCUCAGGGUAGAUUCAGUAGCUCGUGAAAUAAUAACACAGAGAGUGAGUUGAGAAAUGAAGGAGGAUGUCACAGUGAUGCCUGGCGGGCCAUGAGCACAUGAAAGGACGGUCGCACAGGGAUGGAUAGCAGGACCUGGGUGAGGCCGGCGGGCCGCUGCUGGUGCCAUGGCUGGGACUCUAACACCGCACCAUGGCAGUGGAGAGAGGCAGUGUCCAGGCGGAGCAACCGGAGACCGACUGCCCGCGGUCAUCCAUGCCGGAUGAGCUGCAGCAUCCCUACCUGAAGUUCUCCCACUGGAAGUUCAAACUGUUCAGGGUGAGGUCCACCGACGAGGACACCAUGGCCAGCAAGACGGCCCCGCCGGAGGUCCUACCCGCCCCCGCCGCUGCCAUUGACCCCUGGUCGGGGGAGGAGGGUCACCUGGGUCUCCCUGGGAGUGUGAUGAAACUGUGUCUGGGGGGGAAGAGCAAGGAGAACGUGGAAGGGCCGGGCCACAGGGUAGAUCGUAAGCUGCAGGAGAUGGACCUGCACAUGGAGAAACUCAGGUGUCUUUGCCGACUGUGUGGCUCCGCUCUGCGGAAGGUGAAGGGGCCAGAGCGCGCGGUCCAGGGGGGUCUGGGGGAAUCGUGCCGGCACGCCCUGAGCAGGAUGGGCUGCAAGUUCACCACCUGGCCGGACGUCAUCCGCAAGGUCUUCAAGGUGGACGUGACGGGGGACCUCGAGAGCGUCCACCCCCCGUCGUUCUGCCAGCGCUGCUGGAUGACCGUGAUGCGCGGGGGGGGGUUCUGUAGCUUCACCCCGCUCCGGGUCCCCGAGUGGACCCCCCACUCGGCCCUGUGCUCCCUCUGCCACGCCCGGAAGACCUCGUCCUUCCAACGACUCGGCCGGAAGAGGAAGAAGAAGAGGGGGCCCUCCAGAGGCAAGACCCUGGCGAAGAGGUGCAAGUGGGACCCGUCUGACGGCACGUCCAGCAGCGAUCGGAGACCUCUCAGACCCGUGUCCCAGCACCGCCACCACCACCCAGGCCCCGGCCUCCAGCCCCAGGCCAGCACCCGAAGGCCGAGGGAACACCGGGUCAAAGGGUUCACCCACUGCCAGAGAGAUCACCUGGGCACCCGGCUCCUCUCGGAGCAGCUGCCCGUGGACCUGGUCCGCUCCGUCACCUGCCAGGUGUGUCACCACCUGCUCUCCGAGCCGGUCCAGGCCCCGUGCCGGCACGUCUUCUGCCACGGCUGCAUCGUCCGGUACUGCCGCGCCCUGGGCCCCUACUGCCCGGCCUGCAGCCAGCCCUGCUCCGCCUUGGACCUCACGGCACCGGCGAACGUCUUCCUGGCGUUGCUGAACUCCCUGCCGCUCCGCUGCCCCACCAGGACCUGCGGGGAGCAGGUGAGGCUGGACGGUUUCCGGGCCCACUGCGAGGCCCAUCAGCGGGAGGACGAGGGCGGGCGGGGGACGCCGCCGCCGGCCUGCGACGACCUGACCCCCAACAAAGGAGGGCGACCCCGGCAGCAUCUGCUGUCCCUGACCCGCCGGGCCCAGAAGCACCGACUGCGGGGGUUGAGGAGCGAGGUGAACCAGUUUGCGGAGAAGGAGGAAGGUGGCGACGUGAAGGCUGUGUGCCUCACCUUGUUCCUCCUGGCGCUGAGGUCGGACAACGAGCACCGCAAGGCGGACGAACUGGAGGCCAUAAUGCAAGCCAGAUGCUUCGGGCUGCACGCCGCCGUGUGCCUGGCCAUCCGUGUCAACACCUUCCUGAGCUGCAGCCAGUACCACAAGAUGUACCGCACCGUCAAGGCCACCAGCGGCCGGCAGAUCUUCCAGCCGCUGCACGCCCUCCGGGCCGCCGAAAAGGAGCUCCUCCCGGGGUUCCACGCCUCCGAGUGGCAGCCGGCGCUGGCGAGCGUCUCGCCGUCCUGCCACGUGGGCAUCAUCGACGGGCUCUCGGGCUGGGCGGCCUCGGUGGACGACGCCCCCGCCGACACCAUCACCCGCCGCUUCCGCUACGACGUGGCGCUGGUGUCGGCGCUCAAGGACCUGGAGGAGGACAUCAUGGACGGGCUGAGGCAGCAAGGGCUGGAGGACGGCGCCUGCACCGAGGGCUUCUCCGUCAUGAUCAAGGAGUCCUGCGACGGCAUGGGGGACGUGAGCGAGAAGCACGGCGGGGGGCCGGCUGUCCCGGAGAAGGCGGUGCGUUUCUCCUUCACCGUGAUGUCCGUCUCCUUGCGCGUGGCCGACGACGGAGAGGAAGCGGGGAACGCUGAGGAGGUGAUCAUCUUUCAGGAGCCGAAGCCCAACUCGGAGCUGUCCUGUAAGCCACUGUGCCUCAUGUUCGUGGACGAGUCGGAUCACGAGACGCUGACCGCCGUCCUGGGGCCCGUGUCGGCCGAGCGCAGCGCCAUAAAGCGCAGCCGCCUCAUCCUCUCCAUCGGCGGGCUUUCUCGGCUCUUCAGCUUCCGCUUCCGGGGAUCGGGCUACGACGAGAAGAUGGUGCGGGACGUGGAGGGCAUGGAGGCCUCCGGCUCCACCUACGUCUGCACGCUCUGCGACUCCACCCGGGCCGAUGCCGCCCGCAACAUGGUGCUCCACUCCGUCACCCGCAGCCACCAGGAGAACCUGGAGCGCUACGAGACCUGGAGGACCAACCCCUUCUCGGAGUCCGCCGACGAGCUUAGGGACCGGGUGAAGGGGAUCUCCGCCAAGCCCUUCCUGGAGACCCACCCCACGCUGGACGCGCUGCACUGCGACAUCGGCAACGCCACCGAGUUCUACAAGAUCUUCCAGGACGAGAUCGGCGAGGUGUUCCAGAAGACCAACCCCAGCCGGGAGGAGCGGCGGAGCUGGAGGGCGGCUCUGGACAAGCAGCUGAGGAAGACCAUGAAGCUCAAGCCGGUGAUGAGGAUGAACGGCAACUACGCCCGCAAGCUGAUGAGCGUGGAGGCGGUGGAGGCGGUGUGCGCGCUGGUGCCGUCGGAGAGCCGGCGCCAGGCCCUGAGGCAGCUGAUGGAGAUCUACCUGGAGAUGAAGCCGGUGUGGCGCGCCACCAGCCCAGCCACGGAGUGCCCCGACCAGCUGUGUCGCUACAGCUUCAACUCCCAGCGCUUCGCGGACCUCCUGGCCUCCACGUUCAGCUACAGGUACAACGGGAAGAUCACCAACUACCUGCACAAGACCCUGGCCCACGUGCCGGAGAUCAUAGAGAGGGACGGCUCCAUCGGGGCCUGGGCGAGCGAGGGGAACGAGUCGGCCAACAAACUGUUUCGGCGUUUUCGUAAGAUGAACGCCCGCCAGUCUAAGGUCUUUGAGCUGGAGGAUGUUCUGAAACAUCACUGGCUCUACACUUCUAAAUACUUGCAGAAGUAUAUGGAGGCUCACAAAGACUCCGCCAAGGUUUUGAACGCCUGCUUUGAACCGGCUGUGGCUGAGGGCGAUGUGGAUAUGUGUCUGGAUGCUCCAGGUUUUUAACACAGCCAAUUAUACUCAGCCCACUCAACACGGUGUGUGUAUUUUCCUCAAUCUAUUUUUUAUCAAUUAUCUUUCAUUAAAAAGAAUACACAACGUUUUAUACUAUAUUUUGGAUGUGUAGCAGUUGUGUAUUUUAUAUGGGUCGAUUUAUUAUUGUGUGCAUUUAUCUGCAUUACUAUCUACAUACCAUUUCAAUAUACACUUUAAAUGAUGUGCAACACAUCACCGAGGUCCACAGAGUGCAGAUAUAAGAGACUGGGGGCUCUUUGGUGUUUCCCGCUGAAAGGUUUUUUCUCUCUCCAUCCUCGGAUGAAAUAUGGAGCAGUUUAUUGUAUUGCACGGCUAUGGCACAU
Messenger RNA from Gadus macrocephalus (Pacific cod), 4298 nucleotides. It is a transcript of the gene rag1, whose product is annotated as recombination activating 1. Gene Ontology annotation, biological process: pre-B cell allelic exclusion; V(D)J recombination; adaptive immune response. NCBI's taxonomy places the organism in Eukaryota, Metazoa, Chordata, Actinopteri, Gadiformes, Gadidae. Gene Ontology annotation, molecular function: ubiquitin protein ligase activity; sequence-specific DNA binding; metal ion binding. Gene Ontology annotation, cellular component: endodeoxyribonuclease complex; nucleus; DNA recombinase complex. The record is from RefSeq and is a predicted model, not a curated record.